Molecule: messenger RNA, 938 nt
Organism: Melampsora larici-populina 98AG31
Lineage: Eukaryota; Fungi; Basidiomycota; Pucciniomycetes; Pucciniales; Melampsoraceae
Exons: 5
Coding region: 53-841 (262 amino acids)
Molecular function (GO): protein binding
Source: RefSeq, a predicted model, not a curated record
UCAUUAGGCUGACUAAAGAGCUUGCUUUAGACUAUCCUACCUGACUCUGAAUAUGUCUGGGGCUUCUCGAGGCAAUGGCUCAAACAAACGAAUCGUGAUUACGAAAGAUGACUGGCAAGAAACAUUGGCCGGGAUUCAUGUUGACAAAGAUGAUUUGAAUCGAUUAGUCAUGGACUAUCUUGUGAUAGAAGGUUUCAAAGACGCAGCCCAAAAUUUUGCUAGAGAAUCGGGUCUAACUCCAAGCAUUGAUUUGGAAUCCAUCGAGUAUCGCAUGGGUAUUAAAAAUGCAAUUCAACGUGGAGAUGUGGAAGAAGCCAUUGCGAAAGUAAACGAUUUAAAUCCAGAGAUCCUCGAUCAUAAUCCCGGCCUGUUCUUUCACUUGCAGCAACAGCGUAUGAUAGAAUACAUCAGACGGGGUCAGAUUGCCGAAGCUCUCAGUUUCGCUCAACAAGAACUUGCUCCACGUGGCGAGGAAAAUCCAGUAUUUCUCGCCGAAUUGGAAAGGACGAUGGCGUUAUUAGCAUUCGACACCGGUAUUCGAGGGACCGACAAUCCUGAGUCUGCCAAUGUGAUCCCUUCACACAUCCAAGAGCUACUACUGCCAUCUCAGCGCCAACGUACGGCUGGUCAAUUGAAUUCUGCCAUUCUCACAUCUCAAUCUCAUGGCAAAGAUCCGAAACUUCCCAACCUUUUACGUAUGAUGGCUUGGGGAGAAACGCUUCUAGAGUCUCGCGCUGAUUUUCCCAAGUUAGACAUCGCACAAUUAUUAGCCCAAACUGACGGUGGCCAAGAUUCGAGUUCGAUUCGCGCUUCCGAGACACCUAGUGGCACGGUAGUCUGAUUGUAAUUUUUCUCUGUAAUGCUAGUUGUACCACCUAUUUGUUGUCUUAUCUGCCAAACGAAUUCAAGCCGUCUCAGUCGAGCGAGUUUGUUCACGU